This is a messenger RNA of Lineus longissimus, 6909 nucleotides long. Its product is annotated as coiled-coil domain-containing protein 102A-like. Bases 280 to 2202 code for a protein of 640 amino acids. Gene Ontology annotation, cellular component: myosin complex. The record is from RefSeq and is a predicted model, not a curated record. Lineage: Eukaryota; Metazoa; Nemertea; Pilidiophora; Heteronemertea; Lineidae. The transcript has 9 exons.
CCGAGAUUUCAUUUUUUGACAGUGUUCCCGAUUUUGCACUCAUUUAAUCAAGUUUUGUGCUAAAAUUAUAUAUGAAAAGAAGAUUCAAGUGCAAUAAAACGAUAGAGCGAGUAUAGUCGACACUAAAAAUCGAGAGAAAUUCUUGUAAAAAUGUGAGUUGCUGCAAACAUAAAGGUUGAAACAAAUUGUCAAAGUGAAGAUGGAUCUUGAGUUCCACUAAGUUAUACAACUGAUAGUUGGAUAAUUUUUCAAUUGUUUGACUGUUGUUAUAAACUGUUGAUGCUGCUGCUAAAGGAGAAAUUCAAAAUGAGUCAGAAACAGAGGUCGACUUCGAAUCAGAAGUCUGAUGUGUCGUAUGUGGGAGUGACGACUAAACCUCAUUCUCAGGGUGCAGAAGGAGGAUCGAGCCACGGGGCGCAGACUCCCACUGGGUCCCAGACGCCACUUCAUAUGCCAACGCCAUUGACGUACGACCCACCUUCGAACUUCACAACGCCGUCACAUAGCCAGGCACCAACUCCUGUUCCAAGCAAACAUCAUGCUUUUCAUCCUCAUUCUUCCAAGGGGUCGCUGGCGUCGUCUCUCGCUAGCACCCCUGUCCCAUUUGGUAAGGGUCAGGGUGGGGCCUUUACACCUACAGGCGGGGCCCCCACUCCGCAGCAGAUGGAGAAGGUGCGCACAGAACUGCAGAGGUUACAGAUGCAGCUGCCUCCGUUGGAUAACGAAUUCGAAGCAAAGGAUGAGCUGAGGCAGAGGGAGUUGGAAGAGGCAAAGACACGAGCUUCCCAGAUGGAAAAAACGAUGAGGUGGUGGUCAGAUUGUACGGCCAACUGGCGGGAGAAAUGGAGUAAGGUCCGCAACGAACGGAACAAGUCGCGCGAAGAGUGUCGGCAGCUCAGGAACAAGUUAGAAAACUUAGUUAAAGAAUUGAAUUCCCUACAGAGGGACAAACACGAAUUGAAAUCUCAGAAUGAUAAAUUGAAAAAGGAGGUGCAGUUAGUUCAAACCGGUUCUGCUGAUGGACAACCAGGUUUAACCAACGGUGCAGGUGAUAGAAAAUCUUUUGCAGAACGAGACACGGAUUGUUUACCUGAACCGGAUAUUACGAAUAUCCGUAACGAUCGUCCGAAUGAUUUGGAUGUUUUAGAUCGAUUAUUUCAAGGUGACCCUGUUUUAGAUACUGCCAGCGCAAGCUCCCUGGUUUCAUUGCGUUUGUCGUCGAAAACUGAUAAAGACGAGAAGAUGAAAAAGAGGAGGAGCAUGGAAGUACCGAAACAUGAUCGUGACGCCAGCUUGAGUCCCAGUCAGGAGACUUCUGAGCUCAUGGACCAGAAGAUAGCGGCCGUGGAAAUGAAGCUUGAGGAGGCUCAGAAAACCAUACAGGCUGAAAGAGAGUCCAAGCAUAAACUGAGGGACUCCGCAGAUCAACUAGAGUACAACAUGAUCGUACUCAAAGAGAAAUAUGACGACUUGAAGAAAUCAAAGCAAGAUGUUAUGGCUGAGUUGGCUAAGUUGAAGGACGAACACAAUGACGAGUUAUCACGGGUAAAUCAAGAUCUAGAGGAUGAAAGCUGUUCCAGGUAUUCAAUGGAUAAAACGUUGGCUGAUCUCAGGUCCGAGCUUGAAAGACUUCAGGCCGAAAAUGCUGCUGAAUGGGGUAAACGUGAGCGAAUUGAGACUGAGAAGUUGGCAACCGAACGAGAGAAUAAAAAACUUCGCAAUCAAAUUGAAGAGUUGGAGGGCAAUUUGGAGAAGAGGCAAAGAUUAUCUGUGAUUGAGUCUGAUAUGAAGGUACUGGAGCUGGAAAUGUAUGAGAAGAAUAAGGAGCUUUCCGAUCUGAAGCAUUCCCAUAGCAAGUUGAAAAAGAUCCACCAAGAGAAAUCAACAGAGUUAGACCAUGCCAAGCGUCGGGCAGAACAGUACGAAUUGGAGGUGAAAAAGUUACGCGCACGAAUUGAAGAUCUGAAACGUGACCUUGCUACGGCCGAAGAUGAGGUUGACACACAGACAAAUAAUUCGCGACGGUUAGUGCGGACCACGGACGAACUCCAAGAAGAGGUUGAGAACCUGAGGACGCAGUUGCAGCAUUCACAAUCCAGGGCUCUGGCUGUGAGUCGUACACGCAGUACAGACUCAGAUGAUUCGGACCCACUCUCUGCGCUUGAAGACGCUAGCCUAAAUGGUGUUACGCCGGGCGAGUAGUCAGACACAGCUAUCGGAUCUGAUGACGAGGGUGAAAUCUCAGAGUUAUGACGACUCGACAGAACUUGAAUCGGACGAGAACUUGUGAUAGCCAUCGAAAAAGUCCGAAAAAGUCUGGUCCAAAGUGUUCAGUUGGACUAGAGGAAUGUUCUUGGAGGCAGAAUCUGAUUUUGGAUGAGAUCUUGUGAUAGGAAGACUUCAACUUGUUCAAAGAACAAUCAGUUAGUUUAAAAGAGCUUCACUUUCAAGAGUUGGGAAGAGGAUCAUUUACGACACAUCUGAUUUCGCUGGGACAUCCAUGCAUUGUUCAUCUGAGACGAGUUCUGAUCUAACGUAAAAAUCCCUUUUCCUCACAUCGGCCUUCUGUUGUGGGUAUGGUAUAAACUUGAUCCAUGACAAAGGCUCAAGCCCAUGCAAUGAACCCAUAUAUGUUGAUAAUCACUUUCCAGAUGCUAUUAGGUCUUACACCUGGAUAUCAAGACCAAGUCUGAUGUAUGGUAUAAAACAGUGCUGAUUGAGACAAAUUAUAGUUCAUGGCAAUAAUCAGAAUCACACUGACACAGCAGAUGAAGCUGAGAUGAACAUCAUUAAAUUUGCAGUACUUUAAGCUUGGAAAUAUCUGUAGUUUGUGAUUUUGUGUAACAGUGUUCUGCACUCGCUAACUACCGGUAUUAAAACAGUCGCAGGUUUUCCGCAUCUCAGAAAAAUUUUGGAUUGUGCGACAGAGAGUUUGGAUCAAUAAUGUCAGAGUUUUGACAUCAUUUUGACCAUAACAAAGCACCUAAUGAGCCAUUUGGCGUCAUUUUGACAAUAAAAAAGUAUUCUCUGAGUCAUUUGACGUCAUUUUGACCAUAAAAAGAACUUUCUGAGUCAUUUGACGUUAUUUUGACCAUAACAAAGUUGUUCUGAGCAAUUUGACGUCAUUUUGGCCAUAACAAAGAACUUUCUGAGCGAUUUGACAUCAUUUUGACCAUAACAAAGUACUUCCUGCGCAAUUUGACAUCAUUUUGACCAUAACAAAGUACUUUCUGAGCCAUUUGACAUCAUUUUGACCAUAACAAAGUACCUAAUGAGCCAUUUGACGUCAUUUUGGCCAUAAAAAGUACCUUCUGAGUCAUUUGACUUUAUUUUGACCAUAACAAAGUACUUUCUGAGCCCUUUGUAGCCUGAGUGUGGAAUGCUAUCGCAACUUUAGUGUAACUAUAUUAAGCAUUUUAACAAACCUGUAACUGCAAUUUCAGUUGGACUUUCCAUUUCAGGGGCAAUCAUUUUCACCUAUAGACCAAACAAAAAUGACCAUGAAAGGUAACUUGUUAACAGUAUUACUGAAAUGUACAAUGCCAAAAAGAGUCAACAGAGGAAAUCUCAAACUCUGGCAAGUGGCAUAGAACUUUUAGUUCACCUGUGUGUGUGUAUUACAAAACUGAUAUAAUUUCCAAUGUAAUCAAAAGAAUUGACUGAUAGAUGACUGCUAAUGGAUUUGUGAUUCGAACGCCUAGACUAGGGAUGAAUCUUCGCAUAAUAUUAAGACUGUGAGACUAUGACAAGUCAUUUUACUACUCCGCUGAAAAAAUAUUGGUUGUAUAAUUGUGCUGAUUUUGCUUAUUUAUACAUGUAAUAGCCAAAAAAACACGGAUGAUAUAAUAAUUAUACAAAAUUGUACAGAAGUACAAUGUAUGAAGUGAAGUUGCUGUUCAAUUCACAUCGUUCUUAAAUGUCUAAGGUGACAUAUAGCUAAGCCAGAGCUAGGGGGUCAAAUUAGUAGUGUUCUGGUGACUAAUAUGUGACCCACCACGACAAAAUGAGUCGCAUGUCGCACAGAAGAUGAGCCUAAAAUAACACCAGGACAUAAUAGAAGAAAUUGAUAUGCUCCGAUUUUACAAAAGGCAGACAAUGGUGAAAUGAACAACCAGUCUGUCUCAACCUGUCAAGCUCAGAGCGACAUGCGACUCAUUUUGUCAUGGCGGGUCACAUAUAUAUAAGAAAAUAGGUCAUGUUUGACUCAGUGAAAAAAGUAUUCUUCAUAAAGCAUAAAUAGUUUCAAUAUUCUGUGUGAUAGGAGACACCCCUAUCGGCAACUUUGUGUAACUUAAUUUGACCUACAUAACCGGCUCUUAGGCCGACUUGUAGACUCCCUUUAAGAAUAUAAAAUUUGACCCUGCUUUUGGCUAUUGAACAGAGUCCUUGGGUCCUGUUGUGUAACCUUGAAGAACCUGUUGCUAUCAAUUCUAAUUUGUAAGUCUAAUUUAAGUUUAUCUGAACUGAAUGAUUGAGCAAUUUAGCAAUGGACAAACCCUACACCAAUCUUUAUAUUCAAUGUUUGCCCAGGGGAAUUAGCUGCAACAUCUCUGAGAUAAGGCUGACCACCACUCCGAGUGAACCAGCCUUUGAAAAACUGGGCCCUUGUAUGGACUGUUAAGAUUGGGCUCUUGUAUGGAUUGUAUGAUUUAGGCUCUUGUAUGGACUGUUCCAUACUCUAUCUUCAUGACAGUAUUGAAACUACAAAGUACAUGUACAUGUACAAGUCUAUAUACAGUCUAUACAAGAGCCAAGUUGAGACAGUCUGAGGCUGCUUUCAAUGGGAGAGUUUGUUAGCCUCAACUCGGAGAGGUGGACAGUCCUCAGAGCGGUUGUUGCGAUUCCCCAGUGUGAUGAUUAGCUGUUUGAGUUCAUGAUGCUGGUUCAUAUGAGCACAUUUGCCAAAAAAUUAUGUGGCGCCGCCAAAGUUUUUGGGAAGUCUUCCCACAAUGCGUUUACAUUCAAGUAAGCUUGGUUGUUCAAGACGACUGUUGGUCUUAUAAACUCGAGUGUACUGUGUACAUUCAUUGUAUCAUUUGUAUAUUGUUUAUGGCUUAGCUAGUCAACUGUUUUAUAUAAUUGGCCGAUAGCUAGUACAGCUUGAAUUUUGUAUAGUAUGGUGAUAUAAAAUGUACUUAUCGAAUAAUAAGCGAGCUUAUAAUGGAAUUGUAUAUUCAGUGCAACAGUGUACAAGUGAUGUCGGGGAGGGGGGAGGGGAUAGGGGGAAGGGGGGUAAUUGUGACUACAUUAGUAAUUAAUGAAUGCUUGCUGUUAGUUUGUCCUAAGACUGGUGUAUGUAAACUCAAUCCUCUAAACUGCCAAAAUUUUGCACCUGCAAAAACCUCUGAAAAAGAAAUUUCACAUUUUUUUUAUUUUAGUGGCUAACAAAAUUUCUUGCCUUUUUCCCGAUAAUUGGUUCAACGGAAAUUUGGCAGUUUACAGUAUGUAACCUAUCAUGAUCUCUUCUAAUGUUCCUGUUGCAUUUAAAUUUCUUUUUGAUGCUUGGCUGUGGAAUAUAGAAUAGGGAAUAAGAUAGAUUUCAAUGAUUGAAUUCUUUCUUUAUAGAAAUUUCAAAAACUAAUAUUAGAAUUUGACCGAAUUUAUAAAUGCUAUAAUAAGACUAGCAACGAAUAAUUUUUUCAUCUGGCCUUUCUUGCCAUAUCAAGCGUGGAUAACCAUUGUGGUUUAACCCUUUUCCUGCGAGUGACGUACACAACACGUCAUUUGCGUGGCACCAUGACACGCUGGUGAUGUGCGUGACAGGUCAUACCCCACUUCAAUUCAGUCACCAUCACUUUAAAUAGCAUUCCGCGAAGUUACUAUUUAUAGCUCACAAGGUCAUUUGCAUAAGAUAUUGAUGACGUUUUAGUCACGUGACAGUCGGACAUCGACACUUAUUUCUACGCAUCUGAGCUUAUUUCAAAGUCAAUUAUCUUUGACCCUGCAUUGUUUUUAGCAUGAAUGAUACCAUAGAGUCAGAGAGAGAAAUAUUCAGAACAAUUAUGUAGUAUUUCCAACACUCGGACAUGUGCCAGAUUGAAUCUAACUGCCCCAGUUAGAAAGCCUGAAUCCAUUACGAAACCGCAUGUUUGUCCGACAUUGCCUGUAAUUCAGUGAUGGGGAAAUAGAGGGCAGCAGCUGCAGUGACCUCAUCAUCGCGGAAUGCUAUUGCACCCCAUGCGAAACACACUCAGGGAAUGUUAGUUUGAUCCUAACAGUAUAGAUGGCGACACUUAUGAAUAGUUUCGACCGCUCAGAUAAAAGUGAGCUCUCUGUUAUUCAGUGUUGGUGUCCACUUUCGGCACAAGACAGCAGCGCCAGCGGUAAAAUGGCCGCCGCAGCAAAGAGGCUUAACGGCCAACUUUGUUCACCAAAAAAAUUUGAAAAUUUAACUCGAAUUUGAAAAUUUCUAGAGGCACUGAAUAUAAAUAUAGUGGAACCUCCCUCAGCGGACACCUCUCUAAUAAGGACAGCCUCUCUAUUACGGACACUAGUUUUGGUCCCAAAUUGGUUGUUUCCAUUCAAUUUGACCUCUAUAAUCCGGACACCUCUAAUCAGGACAGAACUUGUCAGUCCUGAGGGUGUCCUUAAUAGAGAGGUUCUACUGUAUCAACAAUGCCGUUAUGUCGACAGAUAUACAAUUGCAAUAAGAAUUGCCAAGUUUCAGCAAAUUUGCUUGCAUAAUAACUGCAUCUGCGCCAUUGUUUAUUGCUAGUUUCCUUUGCCACUGGUAAAAACAUUGAACACAAACAGCAUCCCCCUUUAAGAGAGAUCACUGUCAGAUCCUCUUUAUGAAUUUUUAUUUCUGUCCAGAUCACCUUGUUAAUAAUCAUAGGAAAUAUUGUAUUGUUAAUGAAAUAUGAAAUAAUUAUUAUGGUUCUAAUGAUAAAUAAAUCAAAGUUUUAUAGA